ACUCUCGCUGGAUCUGAAGAACUAGAAGAAAAGUAUCGUGCGGCUCGAGCACACAUCCUGACGGGUCAAGCUAAGGUCAAUACUUUUGAAAUUAAAGCGGAUUAUCAUCACACCAACAUAGGCGACGAACACUGACAUUUAAAGAGGUGUCGAGCUGGUAACACCCACCACGCUUCCCAGGCUCAGUCAUCAGGGGUUCAGUCUCUUCAAGAGGAACCUGCUCCAAAUCACCAACACAGUCCCAGUCGAGGCAAAGCGUGGGUCGCGAAGAGGGACCAUGAGAUCCGGAUAGUUUUUCCUCGCAGUGUUUGCCCUGCCAGACACGAACAUCCCAGAAUUUGGAAAGGUUCUUCUGACUACAGGAAGUCUGUGACGGGUAAAUUGCAUUAGUUAGUCAGAAGGUUCAAGUGAAAGCAAAUAUUUGUAACCUAUAUUCAAAUACAGUCUAUCCGUCAAAUUGAGUUUGGCAAUUCGGUCGAAUUGGUCAAAAACAGAAAGUGGCUGAAAAGGAAGCGAUCAGAAACUCUUCACAGGAUAGGCUCUAUCAUCUCAACGGAUUACCGACAGCUCAGUCCUCUUAAACCGGAUGCACAAAAGGAAUUAAAUCACUCAAAUUGCUUCCUCGUUGGAUAAGAUCACAAUUUGCACUUAACAUCAUCAGAAGCUGCAUAUGCUGAUGGCUCAACGGUACGAAGACCUUGCCCACUAUGGUGGCGGUAUGGAUGGAGUUGGGGUCCCGACGUCCAUGUACGGGGAUCCGCACGCGCCUCGGCCCUUGCCGCAAGUUCAUCAUUUGAACCACGGGCCACCGCCUCAUGCCAACCAGCACUACGGGGCCCACGCACCGCACAGCAUCAUGCCCAGCAGCAUGGGCUCGGCUGUCAACGAUGCUCUUAAACGAGACAAGGACCAAAUUUAUGGGCACCCGUUAUUCCCGCUUCUGGCGCUGGUGUUUGAGAAGUGCGAGUUGGCCACAUGCACACCGAGAGAGCCUGGAGUCGCUGGAGGAGAUGUGUGCUCAUCCGAUUCAUUUAACGAGGACAUCGCUGUGUUUGCCAAACAGAUUCGGGCAGAGAAGCCGUUAUUUUCUUCUAAUCCAGAGUUGGACAAUUUGAUGAUACAGUCAAUACAAGUAUUACGAUUCCAUCUUUUAGAACUCGAAAAGGUGCACGAGCUUUGCGACAACUUCUGCCAUCGGUAUAUUAGCUGUUUGAAGGGCAAAAUGCCCAUUGACCUGGUAAUUGAUGAUCGGGAUGGAUGCAAGUCCGACUUCGACGACCUCUCGGGAUCCUCGACAAAUAUGGCAGAUCACAAUCCAGCAUCCUGGAGAGACAUGGACGACGCUCACUCUACUCCCUCAGUCGGCACCCCAGGACCCUCCAGCGGGGGACAUGCCUCUCAGAGCGGAGACAACUGCAGUGAACUAGGAGAUGGUUUGGAUAACAGCUUGGCAUCUCCGGGAACAGGGGACGAAGACGACCAAGACAAGAAACGGCAGAAGAAGAGAGGAAUCUUCCCAAAAGUGGCGACCAACAUCAUGCGGGCGUGGCUCUUCCAGCAUCUCACGCACCCCUACCCAUCAGAAGAGCAGAAGAAGCAGCUAGCGCAAGAUACAGGCCUCACCAUCUUACAAGUGAAUAACUGGUUUAUCAAUGCUCGAAGAAGAAUUGUGCAGCCCAUGAUUGAUCAGUCUAAUAGAGCAGUAAGUCAAGGAAGCGCUUACAGCCCUGAUGGUCAGCCUAUGGGCGGCUUUGUGCUUGACGGCCAACAACACAUGGGUCUCCGGCCUGGCGGUCCCAUGGGAGGAAUGGGUAUGAACAUGGGUAUGGAUGGACAGUGGCACUACAUGUAAACGCCUCCCCGCUUCCCAAACCAUAAACGUUUUGAUGGUGGCCUCAGGAAUAGUCCCAGUGCUGGCCAGAGGCAUGAGGAGUCACGUCACAUCCAUCUUCACCUGAUCACGCCCUUGUCCGAUCACCUUCUGUCUUCACAUGACCUCCCAAAUCUCUCACGGACCCCUCAUCAUCUGGCCAUCAUAUCUCCAGCCAAAGGACUGUCUGCAGGAGCACCAACAUUACAGAAACAGACUUGAAGCAUUUGUGCCAAAAGAGAGACUUCUGAAAAGACAAUUGGAGAUCUUUUCUUUUUAAAUUAUUUAUUUAUUCUUGUUAUACCGUCAAGAAGUACGGGGACCACACCAUAUGUGCACUUUUGCUCAACCACAGAGUGGCCGCCCCAGACGCAGAAAUCCCAUACCUCCUCGUGCACAUGCUCAUAUUAAAUGCAUUUAAAUGUGGAAUGAAGUAAAAGAUGCUAAAAGCCCUCAAGAACUGAUAUGUGAGCGUAUGAUGUACUUUUUAUUUUGGGAAAUAUUCUAUGUUUGGGUUUGUGUUAUUGACUAGUUUUUAGACCUUUGCAUUUAUGAUUCUACAAAGAUUGAAGGAAAUGAAACCCCUUGAUGGGAUCAUUAUGGCACACAUCUGACACAAAUUCCAGUAUGUCAAACCACAAAGUCUUCCCCACAUUUGAAAAGCAUCGCUAAAGAAAUGAGUUGUGCGUUUAUUUGUCGAUUUGGAGAGCAACAGUGGUCUUGUAAGGCUAAAUAUGCCUGGAGCAGUUUUUAAACCACUAGAGAUGUUCCAUUGUACAUAAUUAUGUAAAUGUUAUUUGUAAAACACAUCAAUGUCAAAUAGGCAUUCAGUCGAGAUCCUUUAAAAAUGGAGAUGGGGUAUUGUUGUACGUUUUGGUCCGUUCUCACUCUUGCUUUUCUCUAUGGAAAAAGUCGAGUAUAUGUUUGUUGAUGUACUGAUAAGCUUGAUCGAUCCUCCCGCUCUGUCCAUUUUCCUUUAAGAGUCUUUUAAAGCAGUAUAGUAUUUCUACACAGUCAAAAGUCGAAUUCUUGUAAUAAAUGCUUCAUUUUCAAAAUGUUAAA
Messenger RNA from Carassius carassius (crucian carp), 2932 nucleotides. RefSeq names its product Meis homeobox 2b (gene meis2b). Lineage: Eukaryota; Metazoa; Chordata; Actinopteri; Cypriniformes; Cyprinidae. Bases 671 to 1852 code for a protein of 393 amino acids. Gene Ontology annotation, molecular function: RNA polymerase II cis-regulatory region sequence-specific DNA binding; DNA-binding transcription activator activity, RNA polymerase II-specific. The record is from RefSeq and is a predicted model, not a curated record. The transcript is spliced from 14 exons. Gene Ontology annotation, biological process: embryonic pattern specification; positive regulation of cell population proliferation; eye development.